AUGCAAAUCUUCGUCAAAAACCUAACUGGAAAGACCAUCACCCUAAAGGUGGAAAGUUCUGAUACCAUUGACAAUGUAAAAGCCAAGAUCCAAGACAAAGAAGGAAUUCCACCAGACCAAAAAAGACUGAUCUUUGUUGGAAAGCAACUCGAAGAUGGUCGAACCCUUGCUGAUUAUAACAUACAGAAGGAGUCUACCCUCCACUUGGUUCUCCGUCUCCGUGGAGGCAUGCAAAUCUUUGUCAAAACUCUUACUGGGAAAACCAUUACCCUUGAGGUUGAGAACUCUAACACGAUUGACAAUGUCAAGGCCAAGAUCCAAGAUAAGGAGGGAAUUUCCCUGGACCAACAAAGAUUGAUUUUUGCUGGCAAACAGCUUGAAGAUGGCAGAACCCUUGCAGAUUACAACAUUCAGAAGGAGACCACCCUUCAUUUGGUGCUAAGGCUAUGCGGAGGCAUGCAAAUUUUUGUGAAGACCCUUACUGGGAAAACUAUAACACUUGAGGUGGAAAGUUCUGACACUAUUGACACCGUCAAGGCAAAAAUCUACGAUAAAGAGGGCAUUCCUCCGGACCAGCAGAGAUUGAUUUUUGCUGGCAAACAGCUAGAAGAUGGCAGAACACUUGCGGAUUACAAUAUCCAGAAGGAAAGCACCCUUCACUUAGUGCUAAGGCUCCGUGGAGGAAUGCAAAUUUUUGUGAAGACCCUUACCGGGAAGACUAUAACACUCGAGGUGGAAAGACAAAAAGGGCAUUCCCCUGAUCAGCAGAGGCUUAUUUUCACUGGGAAGCAGCUUGAGGAUAGCCGUACCCUUGCUGAAUACAACAUUCAGAAAGAGUCAACUCUUCAUUUGGUGUUGAGGCUGCGUGGUGAUAUGCAGAUCUUUGUUAAAACUCUUACAGGGAAGACAAUCAUGCUUGAGCUUGAGAGCUCAGACAAGAUCGACAAUGUGAAGGCUAAGAUCCAGGAUAAGGAGGGGAUCCCACCAGACCAGCAGAGGCUGAUCUUUGCUGGCAAGCAAUUCGAGGAUGGAAGGACCUUGGCUGAUUACAGCAUCCAGAGAGAAUCCACUCUUCACUUGGUCUUGAGGCUUCGUGGUGGUAUGCAGAUUUUUGUGAAGACCCUCACUGAGAAGACGAUCACACUCGAGGUUGAGAGCUCUGACACAACUGAUAAUGUGAAGGCUAAGAUCCAGAACAAAGAGGGCAUUCCUCCAGACCAGCAAAGGCUAAUCUUUGCUGGUAAGCAGCUAGAAGAUGGACGUACGUUGGCUGAUUACAACAUUCAGAAGGAAUCUACCCUUCAUUGGUGUUGA
This is a messenger RNA of Fraxinus pennsylvanica, 1314 nucleotides long. NCBI's taxonomy places the organism in Eukaryota, Viridiplantae, Streptophyta, Magnoliopsida, Lamiales, Oleaceae. The record is from the annotation of a GenBank genome assembly.